UCCACUGUGGAUCUGGGGAGGGCUGGACAGCUUCCUCUUCAGGGUCCCUCUCCAGUCCAUCUUCUGUGGCUCCUUGGGGUUCUGGGUUAACUGCGACAGGUGCAGUCAGGGUAAACACUGUAGCCUCUGGAAAUGGCCUUGCUGACAGUGGAUAUUACUGAGUCCUGGAGCACAUUGCAGAUCCUCACGCAGGAUAGUCCAUCUUUAGAGCAGUGAAGUUCACAAAGGCUUCAGCCUCGGGCUGGGCCCUUAUGUUCCUAGAUGCACACUCUGAGAUACUGUCUGAAGAGUUGUUGGCAGUCAUCGCUUGGCAAGUGGCUCUGACUCCUGGUGAGGGGAUUUCAACCCAGUCUCCAGCCUCUUCGGCACUCAUGUGUGGACAUCUUGACAAGGCGUCAGCGGCAAUGUUCACUCGCUCUAUCUUGUACUACAACUUGAACUCGUAGUUGGCGAGAGUGGCCAUCCCCCUCUGGCCUGUAGCAUCCAGCUUGACACUGGCUUGCACAUAGGUGAGGUGGUUAUUGUCCUUGUGCAUCAGGAAAUUAGCUCUGUACAGAUAAUCAUGAAACUUGUCUGACACUGCCCCUUUUAGCCCCAGGAACUCAAGCUUGUGAGCUGGAUCUUCUCUUUCCUGGACAAGGUCCAGCUUGCAUAAGCCACUGGUCUCCAUCCCUCAGGGUACUCCUGGUACAGCACUCCACCCAGGCCACUCAGACUGGUGUCAAUGUGGAGGACGUAGAGCUUCUCAGGGUCAGCGACGGCAAAUACAGGUGACUCUAGAGGGAGGACUGGUGGGCUUGCCAUUUUCUCUUGGGGGUGUGACCUCUGGUAAUCUCAUGGAGGGAUCUUACGACAGAAGUGUAUCCUUUUAAUUUGCCUCUGGUAGUAUCCACAGAACCCAAGAAACGACUGGAGGGCCUUGAGGUUUUCUGGUCUGGGCCAUGAGGGGAGGGCUUCGAUACCUUGAUUGGAGACUGUGGCUCAGGUAUUUCACUGAGGUCUGGCAGAACUGGCACUUGUCGAUGGAAAGCCUCAGGCCUCCAGACAGUCCAGGACCUUCAUCAGCCUAUCCUCAUGCCCCUUCAAGGUUUUCCCAAACACAAUGUGGUCAUCCAGGUAGACCAGCCCUGCAAGGAGACCAGCCCUCAUGUUGCUGACAUCCUUCUACAUUAAGCAUUUAAAUGUAGCUGGUCUGGAACGGUUGGUCCCAGUGAGCAUGGAGGGUCUCCCUGAUGUUGCCGUCAUGGGGUAGUUGCUCUUACUUAGGCCCCACAAGGUUAUCCCUUCUAAAGGCUGGAGAUGGAUGUGUUGUCUUUGUAGAACUGCCGGUGGGAUGCUUGCCACUGUCUAGGAUGGCAUGACAGGGUUUUCCCAUUCACUUUCACAGGAGACACUGUAGGCUCCUUUACUGUCCCCCUCUGCUGUUUCCUGAUGGUCCUUGAGCAUGGAUGAAGCGUCUGAAUUCCUCUACAUUCUUUCCUUUAUGACAAUUCCUGGAAGAGUGGCCAUCUUCACCACAGUUAUAGCAGAAUAAGUUUUCAUUCCUCUUUGGCCCUGGACGUGUUGCUUGUAUGAGUUAGAUGGAUCAUCAUUGCAGCUAUGGCGUACUUCAGUUCUUCUAUCUGUUUGCAGAGAGCUUUGAUUUUGGCCCUAGCAUCUGAUGAUGGCUUCAAUGAUCUGUUCUGGUCUUGAGGCUAUGGCUUGGGUUGUAGCAAGGUUAUUCAGCUCGCUAUCUGAGAUCUCUCAUCAUCAAGGUCUAUAGGUGGCUGUUACAUCACUAUGGAGUGCUGACAUAGGAGAGAAGGUGGUGGUGGUGGGAAUUUGCUGAGGAGAGCGAGGAGUUACAUUUCCUAGGUAGAUCAACUGCCACUUGAUGCCCUUUAACUCAUCUUCAACCAGACAAUGCAGUGAGAUCCAGAAAAGAAUGGGAGAAACUCUCCAAAUACAGGUGUGCCAAGCUUGUAGCAUCAUACCCAAGAAGACUCGAUGCUGUAAUCACUGCCAAAGGCAUCAUUAUAAAGAACUGACGACAGCGGAACAGAACAAUGACUAUGUGGACACUGCAAAGAAGAGGAGGAUUGAGGCGACAAAGCACGCUUUCGAGGAUCCAUCCUCGUAUCACACAAGGAGAGACAUCGGCCCUCAGCUGAAACUCCUGUGCGGCGCGGAUGUCCUGGAGUCCUUCGGCGUUCCCAACCUGUGGACGCACGAGGACAUUGCCGAGAUCGUGGGCCGCUAUGGCCUGGUGUGCAUCACCCGCAACGGCUGUGAUGCCCACAAGUUCAUCCACCAAUCAGAGGUGCUGUGGAAGCACCGCAAGAACAUCCACGUGGUCCGUGAGUGGGUAACCAACGAGAUCUCGGCCACGCACGUGCGUCGGGCCCUGUGCCGGGGCCAGACCGUCCGCUACUUACUGCCGGACCCGGUGGUGAGCUACAUCCGGGAGCACGGCCUGUACAGUGCCGAGAGUGAGCAGAAGAACGCUGACGUCGUCCUUGCCCCGCUUCAGAGACACACCGGCCCCUCCUCCAGCUGAGGUGGCCAGCCAUAUUGCCUGCUGCCAACUUGAAUGCCUUGAGACCAUUGAAUGUCGGUGGGAGGAGCUAUAGGAUUACUGGCUCAUUGAAAUGGAAUAGAUGGAAGGGCAUUAAACAUGGUUUCCAUAUGUUUGAUACCUUUAGAAUUUAUUUUCUAGCCAUUACAAUUAGCCUGUCUUCCUACAGCUCCUCCCACUGGCCUCCUCUACUUGAGACUGUGUAGUAGAGGCAUUUUAUCUUUUACUGGUUUGAUAAGAUUUGUGAAUGAAUGCACAGAUGUUUUUGUAUAUUUUUGUAACAGUUGAAGUAGACUGCUCACCAGUGCUAGAAUGAGUUUGCACCAGAAUAGCCUCUUGUGUGGCAUCUCCUCAGAGAAUGGGUGAAUCUGCUAAAGUUUAAAUUAAUAACUGUGUUUUGUAGAAAAGUAUAAACACCCAAGUAGUGGCAAUCCCAAGCGCCAGAAAAGUAUAAGCACCCAAGUAGUGGCAAUCCCAAGCGCCAGAAUGUAAACCCUUGAUCUGUCACGAACAGUGAAUCUGGUCCUUGGAGCACUUUAUCUAUAUAAUAGCACAGAUCGACACCCAUGAUUAUUUGUGUACAAAUGAGAAUUCCUUGAUUUUUUUUUUAAAAUGCUGGGGCUUUAGUGUGUGUGUGUGUUUGACUAAUUCCCUCAGGCAAAGGCAGUUGGUAUAUAUGGAAGCCGUUUACUAGAGCGACAUACAAACGGCAUGGUGUGUAUUGAGAGAAAUAAAACGUUGUCUUUGUUUUGCAGCUUGUGAACACUUCUGUCAUUGCUGUCUCCAAUAAAAAAUCUGUACAUCUUUAUGAGGAAAUCCCAA
Molecule: messenger RNA, 3376 nt
Organism: Oncorhynchus keta (chum salmon)
Lineage: Eukaryota; Metazoa; Chordata; Actinopteri; Salmoniformes; Salmonidae
Gene: nmnat1
Product: nicotinamide nucleotide adenylyltransferase 1
Exons: 4
Coding region: 1874-2536 (220 amino acids)
Biological process (GO): NAD+ biosynthetic process
Molecular function (GO): nicotinate-nucleotide adenylyltransferase activity; nicotinamide-nucleotide adenylyltransferase activity
Source: RefSeq, a predicted model, not a curated record